Messenger RNA from Triticum aestivum (bread wheat), 2842 nucleotides. RefSeq names its product ribonucleoside-diphosphate reductase large subunit. Bases 142 to 2592 code for a protein of 816 amino acids. Gene Ontology annotation, biological process: deoxyribonucleotide biosynthetic process. Gene Ontology annotation, cellular component: ribonucleoside-diphosphate reductase complex. Gene Ontology annotation, molecular function: ribonucleoside-diphosphate reductase activity, thioredoxin disulfide as acceptor; ATP binding. The record is from RefSeq and is a predicted model, not a curated record. The transcript has 17 exons. NCBI's taxonomy places the organism in Eukaryota, Viridiplantae, Streptophyta, Magnoliopsida, Poales, Poaceae.
AGGCCCCAAACCCUACGACGGCACCACCAACCAACCCCCCUCCCCUCACCCCAAUCCACACCUCACCCCGGCGGCGGCGCGCACACCACCUGCUCGACAGAAGGCCCCUUAGGCGGCGGCGGCGGAGAGGAGGGCGCCGAGAUGUACGUCGUGAAGCGGGACGGGCGGACGGAGACGGUGCACUUCGACAAGAUCACGGCGCGGCUCAAGAAGCUCAGCUACGGGCUCAGCCAGGAGCACUGCGACCCGGUGCUCGUCGCGCAGAAGGUCUGCGCGGGCGUCUACAAGGGCGUCACCACCAGCCAGCUCGACGAGCUCGCCGCCGAGACCGCCGCCGCGCUCACCGCCUCCCACCCCGACUAUGCCUCCCUCGCGGCGAGGAUUGCUGUGUCCAACCUGCACAAGAACACCAAGAAGUCCUUCUCCGAGACGAUUAAGGACAUGUACCUGCACUACAACGAGAGAUCUGGGCUGCUGUCUCCGCUGAUUGCCGAGGAUAUCUAUGAAGUCAUCAUGAAGAACGCCGCUCGCUUGGACAGCGAGAUAAUCUAUGACAGGGACUUUGAUUAUGACUACUUCGGUUUCAAGACUCUGGAGAGGUCCUACCUCCUGAAGCUUGGUGGGGUUGUCGUGGAAAGGCCGCAGCACAUGUUAAUGAGGGUUUCAGUAGGGAUACACAAGGAUGACAUUGAUUCUGCCAUCAGAACUUACCAUCUCAUGUCCCAACGCUGGUUUACUCAUGCUUCGCCAACCCUUUUCAAUGCUGGCACCCCGAGGCCACAGUUGAGCAGCUGUUUCCUUAUCUGCAUGAAAGAUGACAGCAUUGAGGGAAUCUAUGAUACUCUGAAGGAAUGUGCUGUCAUAAGUAAAUCUGCUGGAGGAAUUGGUGUUUCUGUUCACAAUAUUCGUGCUAUUGGGAGCUAUAUUCGAGGAACAAAUGGAACAUCCAAUGGGAUUGUUCCUAUGUUACGUGUCUUCAAUGAUACUGCUCGUUAUGUAGAUCAAGGUGGAGGCAAGAGAAAGGGUGCCUUUGCUGUAUACCUGGAGCCCUGGCAUGCUGAUAUUUUUGAGUUCCUUGAUCUGAGAAAGAACCAUGGCAAGGAGGAGAACCGUGCAAGGGAUCUUUUCUUUGCUCUCUGGGUUCCUGAUCUAUUCAUGCAAAGAGUACAAAAUAACGAGGACUGGUCCCUUUUUUGUCCCAAUGAAGCUCCGGGGUUGGCUGAUUGCUGGGGUGAGAAGUUUGAGGAAUUGUACAAGAAAUAUGAAAAAGCAGGCAAGGCGAAAAAGGUUAUUCCGGCACAGACCCUCUGGUUUGACAUUUUGAAGGCACAGAUAGAAACUGGCACACCUUAUAUGCUCUAUAAGGAUUCAUGCAAUAGGAAAAGUAACCAGCAGAAUCUGGGCACAAUUAAAUCUUCAAACUUGUGCACUGAGAUAAUUGAGUUCACAAGUCCUGAGGAAACUGCUGUCUGCAACCUAGCAUCUAUUGCUUUACCACGUUUUGUAAGGGAAAAGGGUGUCCCAAUAGAGUCCCAUCCAUCCAAGCUUGCUGGUAGCAAUGGAUCAAAAAAUAGAUACUUUGACUUUGACAAGCUAGGCGAGGUUACUUCAACUGUUACUUUCAAUCUAAACAAAAUAAUUGAUAUGAACUAUUAUCCGGUUGAAACCGCAAGGAGGUCUAAUAUGCGACACAGGCCAAUUGGCAUAGGAGUUCAGGGCUUGGCAGACACAUUCAUGUUACUUGGCAUGGCAUUUGAUUCACCUGAGGCUCAGCAAUUGAAUAGGGAUAUUUUUGAAACUAUUUACUACCAUGCUCUGAAAGCUUCCGCUGAACUGGCGGCUAAAGAAGGCCCUUAUGAAACAUAUGAAGGGAGCCCUGUCAGCAAGGGCAUUAUCCAACCUGACAUGUGGAAUGUAGUGCCAUCGACCAGAUGGAACUGGCCAACUUUAAGGGAAACUAUUUCUAAAGUUGGAGUAAGAAACUCUCUUCUGGUGGCUCCAAUGCCCACUGCUUCCACUAGUCAGAUUCUUGGCAACAAUGAGUGCUUUGAACCCUACACAUCUAACAUAUACAGUCGGCGGGUUCUAAGUGGGGAGUUUGUUGUGGUUAACAAGCAUCUUCUCCAUGACUUGACUGAGAUGGGUAUCUGGACACCUGCUCUGAAAAACAAGAUAAUUUAUGAAGAUGGUUCUAUUCAGAAGAUGGAAGAAAUCCCAGAUGAUCUUAAAGCAAUUUACAAGACUGUUUGGGAGAUUAAGCAGAAAACUCUGGUUGACAUGGCUGUUGGUCGUGGAUGCUACAUCGACCAGAGCCAGAGCCUUAAUGUCCACAUGGAUCAACCAAACUUUGCAAAGCUUACUUCGUUGCAUUUCCAUGCUUGGUCCAAGGGCCUGAAAACUGGGAUGUACUAUUUGAGAACAAGGGCAGCUGCUGAUGCAAUCAAGUUCACUGUGGAUACUGGCUUUCUGAAGGUCAAUGGGGAUGCUAAUGGCACUAAUGGCAAACUAGCAGAGGAAGACGACGAAGCCAAAAUGGCGCAGGUCGUCUGCUCCUUGAACAACCGGGAAGAAUGCCUGGCAUGCGGGAGUUAGAUGCAUCCGUUGCAUCUAUUUUUCUCUUAACCAAGGCAGCCAUUACACAACCAAACGGUCUGAUCACUGGCGUUGAAUAAUUGAUAAGUGAGUCGUUUAUGUAGGUGUGGUUGGGUUCAAGAUCUGAUUGAGUUCCUUUGGUGGGCAGCCCUUGAUGGCUGGAGUUGCCAACGUUGGCUUGUGUUGUAUUUGUACUAUCUAAAAACAUGGGUUGCUGCAGCUGUAUAUAUAUGUAUCGUUGUUCGUGUUA